CACAUGUCAACCAUACCGUGGAAUCAACUUCCGAAAACGUACCAAGACGCCGUCACCGUGGUACGAGAGCUGAAUGUACGGUACAUUUUGAUUGAUUCACUGUGCAUCUUGCAAGACGGACUGGCUCCGGGAAUCCAGCAGGAUGGGUACCAUCUAUGAGAGGGCGCAUCUAACGAUAGGCGCAUGCCAUGCUGCCAACUCGACAGAAGGUUGCUUUUUCGAACGGAAAGCUGUUACCCG
Aplosporella prunicola CBS 121167 is the source of this 240-nucleotide messenger RNA. RefSeq lists its product as uncharacterized. The record is from RefSeq and is a predicted model, not a curated record. Lineage: Eukaryota; Fungi; Ascomycota; Dothideomycetes; Botryosphaeriales; Aplosporellaceae. The transcript has a single exon. Bases 4 to 159 code for a protein of 51 amino acids.